CAAGUACUUCCGCUCUUACGCGUCGCGGGCAGCGGGUCUCAAAUCACGUGACCUACGCUAGCCAAACAUCGGAGUCGGUCAACGGCGACGUCACGCAGGGGAUGCGGACGACUUGUAUUUGUGUUCAAACCAAGUCCAAGUUGUUGUUCCGCGCGCAGUGACCACAAUGACGCGUGAGAGUUCUCCUCUACUGAAAGCUCAGUCCUCUGCGAAGCACGCCCACGAUCCAGAGGCUCAGCAAGGACGCAUCUCCAGACACACAGCGGUCAACUAUGCGGAUGACCCUAAUGAAAUGAUGCUGGUCAGGACGAUCACGUGGGCCACACGCGUCAGACAGUUCAGAGAGCUCCUUCAUUUACGGGAGCACAUGGCCGACCCUGAUUCCGACACUAUGGCUCCGCUCAUAUGUUCAGUACUGCGUUUCUUCACGUUAACCUUAGGACUCGGAAUUUCAUCUUCAAUGGUGAUCGCAGGUCUUCUCUACAUUGAUGAGUGUCCGGUCGAGAAGUACAUUCCCAUCUACAUGAUCGUAGCGGGAACCUCUGUUCUACUCAUGUUUCUCCUGCCGAUGUUUUGUGUCAAAAGUGACGACAGCAUUGCGUCAAGAUGGGUAUUGCGGGCCAUCGUCAUACUCUCCGCGUUCAUGACGGGAUGGACCAUCGCUGGUGCCUUCUGGGUGAAUACCACGCAACACAUUGACACGAAGGACCCUGUCUCUCCACUGUACUGCAAUCAGACCCUUUUCUACGUUGCUAAAGCUGUGACUGGCGUCUGGCUAUACUUUGGAUGGCUUUUGUUCCUUAUACUAAUCUGCAUUUAACUCAGUGAUCAAUUUUGUUACUUCCUGGGCACAUAAUCUGCCCUGUUCCACGGUAACUUAUUGGCUGCGUCACCAGCGUAACAGGCAUCCUGUGGAAACACCAAUCGAAAGCAGUACUGUUGCUGCAAGGGGUAAAGACGACGUAGUGGGGCAAAUGCAAAGGCAGGAUUCAAGUACGGGAUUCAAGUGUCCGUUGUGCUUCAAUAGGUGGCGUGUCGAGACCGAGCUCCGGAUAUGGUGUCUUCUGCUUUCGUAUGGCUUCUGCUUCUGGUUUAUACUCGCGCGCCCUCUGUGAGGGAGGCGCAGUUAUCGAGGUUUGCUAUAGAUCCGAACAGCUCGUUCAGUCCCCCUUGAUGCAUCAAUCACGAUAAGAAAAGUUAUAGGGAUAAGGGAUAUAGGGAUAACCGCGAUCAUCAUCAUCAUCAUCAUCACCAUCAGUUCUCAUGCUUCCAUUUACCAGCGCGUUUGUGUUGCUAUCUGUGUGAUACGGUUAUUUACUGAUAAUCAUUCAUGUUCAUUCUCAAGCAUUUUUUUCUUUUGUCACGGUCAUUGUCCCUUCGAUGUUCGCUGCAAAAUAAACAUCUACACUACUA
Ornithodoros turicata is the source of this 1413-nucleotide messenger RNA. Its product is annotated as transmembrane protein 272-like. Lineage: Eukaryota; Metazoa; Arthropoda; Arachnida; Ixodida; Argasidae. The transcript has 6 exons. The record is from RefSeq and is a predicted model, not a curated record. The coding region runs from base 167 to 820 and encodes 217 amino acids.